UGUUGUAGUGAGGAGAAGAGGCGUGCCAAUAAUCAGGGAGGUGUUUUUUGAUGCGGGCGCGCGUCUCGGAGAACACAUGGGAACGCAGCGGUUCAAUUACGCAGCGUCACACGGAGCACCCUGAGGUGCUGCGGCUGCUGGUGUUUGCUCUGCCUGUCCUCUUCUGAGCGAGCUAGGACGCUGAACUUUGUGCGGGACGAAGUUAAAGUUCGGACGGAUACAGGAGCCGCACAGACGGUGUUUCCCAACAGGAUGCAGGGACUGAGCUCCCGGGCUCACGCCUUUUCGGUGGAGGCGCUGGUUGGGAAGCCCUGCAAGAGGAUCAAAGUGUCGGAGGAGCACGAGCCGAGCAGCGCUGACACCAGCGGCGAUAGGAGCAUCUUUCCCGACCAGAAUGAAUUUCCUACCAGCCAACUACAGAAAGCAUGUCCGACACCGAGGAGGGGAGAGGACCCCUCGGCCUGUGACCCGCAGGGACAGACUGACAGAUCACAGACUGAAAACUCUGACCCGAGCAGCGAGGAGAAGAAGCCGAAGGAGAGCGACUGUCGGCCGGACAGAGAGGUCCGAGUAGAGCUGCAGGGCUCCGAGCUGUGGAGGAGAUUCUACGAAAUCGGCACCGAGAUGAUCAUCACCAAAGCUGGAAGGAGAAUGUUUCCUUCUGUGCGCGUCAAGGUGCGCAAUCUGGACCCUUGCCAGCAGUAUUAUAUCGCGAUGGACGUCAUGCCCGUGGACUCCAAGCGUUACAGGUAUGUGUACCACAGCUCGCAGUGGAUGGUGGCUGGAAACACGGACCACUCCUGCAUCUCGCCGCGGCUCUACGUGCACCCGGACUCGCCGUGCGCAGGAGAGACGUGGAUGCGUCAGGUCAUCAGCUUUGACCGAGUUAAGCUCACCAACAACGAGAUGGACGAUAAGGGACAUAUCAUUCUUCAGUCGAUGCAUAAAUACAAGCCACGUGUCCACAUCAUCAAACACAACCCUCGCAUGGACUUGUCUCAGAUCCAGUCGCUGCCUGCUGACGGAGUGCACAGCUUCUCCUUCCCAGAAACAGAGUUCACCACAGUCACAGCCUACCAGAACCAGCAGAUUACAAAACUGAAGAUCGACAGGAACCCCUUCGCCAAAGGCUUCAGAGAUCCAGGAAGGAAUAGGUAUAUGUUGGAUGGCCUGCUGGAGUCAUAUCCCUGGAGAGGCCCUUUCAGCCUGGACUUCAAGCCUUUCACCAUACAGCUCCAAGGGAGCUCAGGGUCGCCCACCAGCAGCGUGAAGAGCCUCCUCCCCGUCUCUUCAUCUUCAUCCCUUCACCCGCUGUCCUGCCAGGACGCCGCUGUCCAUGCCUUCACUCUCCCCCUCUACAGCAAGACCACCACCUCACCCAGCAUUUCCCCUCUGCCCAGCAGAGCCUUCUCCUCCCUGGGAGCAGACAGACUGAGAGGCUUCUCUCCUCUGCCUCCUCUCACAGACCUCCCGCUGUUCUCUGCGCUGCAGGGGAAGAAACCGCCCCACUGCAGGGACCCGUGUCCUCACGAGUCCCCGGGGUCUCCUUGCCUGCUCCCCUUACACUGCCCUCUCAGCCCUCAGAGGUCUCCUCUCCCCCCACAUGUCUCAGACACUGUAAGCCCGUAUUGCCUCUACCGCUACAGCUUCCCUCUGAACCCCCAGCUCGCAGCCAUUUCCCGGCACCCCAAACUAGCCGAAGACACUACAGACUGUCUGCUGCGCCAGCCUCCCUGGCUCCCGACCACCAACCACUGCCUCUGACGGCUGGACCGCACUUGCGGGCUCCGGCCCAUUGAGCAUAACAAUCCCAAAACUGAACGCACAAAACAGAAAGGGCUGAUCCUCUGUGAUCCGACUGAGAGGAGAAAUGUGGCUGUGGGGACUUCUUUGUAUUUAUAAACUCUUUUACACACACGUGUUGGAGUUACCAGCACAAACAAGCGAUCCCGAGGCAGAUUGCGAGCAGCUCCUUUUCAUUCUGCAAUCUCGUCUAGAGCAAGAGAAGCCAAAAACGGAGUAAACAGAAACAUUCCUGCUCAGGCAGGAUGCAGAUUUUUAUUCGGGACAGAUUGCUUUUGACAAUUCAGUCCCCAGUUUUACUGCAUCAAGGGCUGUAACAGUGUUACCAAAGAGCAUCAGCAAUGAGGUAUGUAACAGAACUAUUAUAAUGAACGUGUUUGUUAAACUGACCAUAAGUGCCCAUUAAAGUUUUUUCGUGCUUUUUGUUGAGC
This is a messenger RNA of Oreochromis aureus, 2234 nucleotides long. It is a transcript of the gene tbx22, whose product is annotated as T-box transcription factor 22. Gene Ontology annotation, cellular component: nucleus. Bases 253 to 1764 code for a protein of 503 amino acids. The transcript is spliced from 8 exons. The record is from RefSeq and is a predicted model, not a curated record. Gene Ontology annotation, biological process: regulation of transcription by RNA polymerase II; cell fate specification; positive regulation of DNA-templated transcription. Gene Ontology annotation, molecular function: DNA-binding transcription factor activity, RNA polymerase II-specific; RNA polymerase II cis-regulatory region sequence-specific DNA binding. NCBI's taxonomy places the organism in Eukaryota, Metazoa, Chordata, Actinopteri, Cichliformes, Cichlidae.